Messenger RNA from Schistocerca serialis cubense, 2120 nucleotides. RefSeq names its product protein artemis-like. Gene Ontology annotation, biological process: double-strand break repair via nonhomologous end joining; interstrand cross-link repair; protection from non-homologous end joining at telomere. The record is from RefSeq and is a predicted model, not a curated record. The transcript is spliced from 5 exons. Gene Ontology annotation, molecular function: 5'-3' DNA exonuclease activity; damaged DNA binding. Bases 365 to 1297 code for a protein of 310 amino acids. Lineage: Eukaryota; Metazoa; Arthropoda; Insecta; Orthoptera; Acrididae.
UCUCGUGCGGGUGCAAGAUAUUUGCGCCGACAAAUCAUUGCAUGCGGGCAAGCCUUAAGCAAUGUCAAAUGUUUGGUUGGCUACACUGAUUUAUCAACGUUAAAACAAAACUGCUGGGAGCUGUUUUCAAAAUUCAAAUAGCGGAUAUUGUCAAAAUCGGCAUUUUAGAGUCGUAGGCUAGCCCAUCGAAGCUUGGUUAUAGUUCUUAUGCCGUUUAUUGUCUGCCGAGGAAACGCAAGCUGUUUCCUCUUGAAGUACAGUACUGACUACCGUUCUUAUCGGUAGGCGCACAUUUCUAUAGCCCAGUAUUGUGAGUAAAGUGUGAUUAGCAUUAGAAAUCUUUUUGGCGUGCAAUACAGAAUAAAUGAGCACAUUUGGUGGCCGGAUGCAAGAAAUCCCUGAUGUAUCUGUGGAUAAUUUUGAAAACGAGAAUCUACUAUCAACAGCUUUUUUUCUUAGUCAUGCACAUACGGAUCACAUGAGAGGCUUAAAUGAUGUUGCUUUCUACGAACGGCUGCUAACUGCGGAAAAGGAAGGCUGUACUGUGUAUUUGUAUUGCUCGGAUAUUACACGUGUGUACUUAAUGGAUAUGAAAUUUAAGAAGGGUAAAAAGCACUUAAUGAAUAUGGGUUUUGAGAAAAUUGAUAAGUAUAUAAAAGUGCUGCCACUGGGACCAUCACUAAUAGAUGUUCCUUCCCCAGAAAACUCUGAUAGUAGGACCCUUGCCGUCACCUGCAUACCAGCUGGACAUUGCCCAGGUUCUGUAAUGUUUUUAUUUGAAACUGACAAAUUUAAUGUUCUGUAUACUGGAGAUUUUCGAAUUUUACCUGAAGAUAUUUGCAAGUUCACAUCUUUAAGAAAUGGGCCGUCUCUAAAGAAGAUCCACACACUUUAUCUUGAUACCACUUUUUUGGAUACAUGUUACUAUUAUUUUCCUUCCCGUGCAGAGAGUGCCUCCACAGUUUGCAACAGAAUCUGUGAAUGGCUUCAGUUGAGCCCCAGACACACAGUUGUGAUUGAUUUACCAGCUCGUUGUGGAACUGAAUUCAUCUUUGUGAAAAUUAAAGAAACUUUAGGUAUUAAAGUACAUGUGAACAAUGAAACAUAUUUACAGUACAAAGGAAUAGAAGAGAUUCAUACCUGCUUAACUGAUGACUCUCGUUACGCAAGAGUACAUGCGUGCUGUCUCCGUGUUCAGAUGAGGAAACUCUUGAAUUCUUCUGCUGCUGAUGAUGCGCUUCUUCAGUUUCUGGCUUCUAACCGUUUCACCCCCAUGGGCGACCACAGCCCGGCUUAGCUCUUACAUGGCCAACAGCCCCGCACGCUACUUCAUCUUCUGUGGCCUUCCACCUCACCUCAUGUCUGCGGGAGCCUUCACUUGGCUGGUUCACCGACGACGACCUUGUAUGGGUACGGGAGUAUGGCAGGCAGCGAAAAUGGAGUCCUGGACACAUCUUACGACACCGUGGCCAACGCCUGUAUGAAAUCCAGACAGACACGGGUGUUGCAGUGCGUCAUUCGGACCAGCUUCGGCCUCGUGUGCCGGCCACGCCUCUUCCGGAUGUCGCUACACCUCCUUCGGUUCUGCCUGAUGCUCGGGAUACUGGAAUCUCUCAUGACUCACAACGCAGUCCUCUCACCAUCAUAUCGGUGCCAGCACAAGAACUGACACCACCAGGAGACGUGCCCAUGCAGGAACCAGAUGACCGUCAUCUGUCGGAGCAACUCUACUCGCCUCCUUCUACUACGGACGCAGACACAUCGCCCAUGUUUCCUGUUAUAACAACCGGACUUGCCGCAAUGGGCAGAUUGGUGCACGGGGCCCCAGCUGAUUCGACCCCCACGUCUCCUGUCAUCUUGACUCGUUAUCAUGGGAGACACUUCCGUCCGUACGGGAAGCCGCCGCCUCGAGACUUUACGGCCAGUCAGACAACACCUAUGGACGUUAGCAAUCUACAGGCCACCUCCAUCAAGACCUGUGCAAAAACUUCAAAGGGGGGAGAAGUGUUGUGACUCACCGAUCUUUCAAAGUGCCGCCGCGCAGUUACGCGCGUCCUCAACAUGCGGUGCUGUCUGCCAGCCAAGCAGCAGCAGCACCACCUAAGUGGCCAGCCGGCCAG